AUGUUAUCUGUGCAGCAGGUGUACUUGGGCUUACCACAACCACGCCGUAUGUCCACGCGAAGUAGCUUGUCUAAAACUCGAUGGAGUCGAAUCGAUAGUAGUACACAACGACUGAGUCGAGUGGACGACAGUGAUGUGUGGAAACUGACAGAUCUGGUACGUGUGGACAAGAAAACCAAACAACGUAUCAGCUUCCAGUGCAAAGUGGCCCCGGUAAAACAGAUUCGUUUGAGUACGAACGAGGCAAUGACCAGAACUCGACUGGAUACGAUUGUGCAACAGUGUCCGCUGCUCAAACAACCCACCUGUNNNACCUGUAAACUGUACUGUCUAAAUGACCAAAUCCGCAUGUCACGUAUCAGAGCUCUGAGUGGUGGACCGUAUCAUGAAUCGAUUUUGUAUUCGGAUAUUAAAUAUUGGGUAGCCGGGGUGGAACAACAUCAAAACCUAUUCGGAAUCUAUGUGGAAGACUCGCACCGGGAUCGACGCACAUGUGAAGUCUAUCAGUGCAGUAGUCCGGAUCAUGUGCUACAAAUCACCUACUUGCUCGGUCGUGCUCAACAAAAUCCAGAGAAGUGUUUGAGGCAACAGUCGAGAGCUCUAUCCACUCAGUCUGAUUUGUUACGCAGUCCGGACAGUGACGGCACGGAAUGUCCCAUUAGCAGUUUACCAAGGCUUUCUUUUGACACAAACGAUUUACCCAAAUCAAUCCAGGAACGGAACUCAAUUGACCUCGGUAGCAGAAAAGAAAAUGGUGAAAUGAAAAACGGACAUGUGUCGCGUCACAGUCAGACACAUGAUUCAGUCCCGUCACCAACGAGUCCUCGUCUUUCAUACACAGACAAUGGACAGGAGGUUAAGUCUCCCUUGAAUUCAACAGGAGACAAUGACCAGAAGGAUAGAAAACAUUUUGUAAGCCGAAGCACAGAGUUCUCACCUAUCCCCAUGCAUCUGAAUGGAUUUCAUUCGAACGACCUGGAAUGGGAUCAAUAUGUAACAUAUUUGGAACCCGAUCCAGUGCACGGUGCUCGAAUUACAAAGCAUGGACCGAUCUAUAUGUUUGCUAUGCGUAUUGAAGCGGAUUCGUUGAUGGUUUAA
Messenger RNA from Echinostoma caproni, 1098 nucleotides. The record is from the annotation of a GenBank genome assembly. NCBI's taxonomy places the organism in Eukaryota, Metazoa, Platyhelminthes, Trematoda, Plagiorchiida, Echinostomatidae.